Messenger RNA from Drosophila biarmipes, 1495 nucleotides. It is a transcript of the gene Jhbp4, whose product is annotated as circadian clock-controlled protein daywake. The transcript is spliced from 4 exons. NCBI's taxonomy places the organism in Eukaryota, Metazoa, Arthropoda, Insecta, Diptera, Drosophilidae. The record is from RefSeq and is a predicted model, not a curated record. Bases 689 to 1495 code for a protein of 268 amino acids.
CCAGUCGGUGAGGAAGCGGCUGCAAUUAAAGAUAUCGCAAUCCCCAGACGCUGGCCAACUAUUGCCGGGCCCGGCUAUUUUGGUAGUUUCCGCACGCGACUCUUGGCCACAUGGAAUGAGAUGAGCACGGCUGAUAUUUGGAUGGAUACUUGGGAGGUUCGGCGGUUGUCGCAACAUGCAACAUUGAAAUUGAGCCGACCCCGGCGGGUGAAAGAUGAUAUUCAUCACAUAACCGAGGGAUUUGCAUAUUCAUGUUUUCGUAAACUGCGGCAAUUAGCUGACUGUCAGAUGACAAACGAGUGUUGGAGAUGAUACCGGGUUUUCGGAAUAAGUUUAAAAAGUGUUUUUUAUAUUUUUCCUCAUACGAAUAUUUAAGAGAAAGAUGUAGUUAGAUUACAUCUUAUCUUGAAGUGGUAAAUUGUAAACUGGUAUGCAGCCCGCCAGUUCCAAAAUUGCGGAAUUCGUAACGUCAGUGCGGGCAAAAAGAGUAUGUAAAACUGGAGGCAAAAAGACGACUGUUGUCUUGGCCUUCGACGGUUUCGUCCGACUUUUCUCUUGGCCAUCCCGGCACUUGGUCUCGAGCCAUCGUCGCUAACGGUCGCGUGCAACGGCUAAAAAAUCAAAACCACCGACUGUCGGCGUUGAUCAAAGGAUAUACCUGUCGCUUUGGUUUCCAUUUCCUUCAAACAUGUCUAACACAACGAGCUGGAAGUUGGCUAUUAGUUUGGGCGUUUUCUUUUCGGCCUGCCUGACACAAGUCCACGGGGCGUAUACUCGCGAAAUUGUGAACGACAAGCUGCCGCUGCAGGAGAGGCCUUCAUGGCUACAAACGUGCAAGCGUUCCAAUCCAAAUGAGGACAAUUGCUUUCGACAGCUCUUCGAAGGAUGUUUUCCGGCCCUGGCCGCUGGAAUCCCAGAGAUCGGUGUAAAGAGCUUUGAGCCACUGAACAUUGACCAGGUUUCGGUGUCCAAGGGCAGUGGCAACCUGGUGCUCUCCGGAGGAUUUCAAGACCUGGUCAUCCGCGGACCCUCUAAUGCGACUGUUCGGAGAGCAAGCUUGGAUCUCAAGCGGCGUCUGCUGAACUUCGAGCUGGAGCUGCCCAGGCUGAGGAUCCGUGCCAAGUACAACCUGAAGGGGAACAUCCUGCUGCUGCCACUCAUCGGCAGUGGAGAUGUGGCCAUGGCCCUGAAGAACGUCCACACCACGGUGUACACUCGGAUCUCUCUCAGAAAUGAGACCCGCACCGGCGACGAGAUCAUCCACAUCGAUGAAAUGAAGGUGGGCUUCGACGUGGGUGCCAUGCGAAUCCACCUGAAGAACCUCUUCAACGGGAACGACAUCCUGGCCGCCUCCAUCAACUCGUUCCUCAACCAGAACGGCAAAGAGGUUAUAGCCGAACUGCGUCCUGACUUGGAACUGGGCUUGGCCGACAUCUUCCACGGCCUGUGGAACAACGUCUUCUCCAAGAUGCCCACCAAACUUUGGCUGGUUUAG